GCAGACAGGGACAUACACGGGUACACUUAAAUUUGCCAUUUCUUUACACUGUGCGCUGGGACUGUCAAAGAGGGACUCGGCCAUAAAUACAUUCAAUUGCUACAAAAUCUCAGAUCCAGAUUUUGUCUCGAAUUGCCCUAUCGUCGCCAUUGCAGUUUUUGAGCUGAACGUGGUCUUAUUACACUUCUGGAGGUCACAGUGCGAUUUGGGUUGUUCUGCAGGUUCACUAAUUUGCUGGAAUGAAGCAGCAGCUAAACUGGACAACCACCCGACUUUCAAAUUCCGUACCGUUAAUAUUGUGAUUAGUAACACUUUUGAUGCAUCAGAAUGGCUGUGGAUAGUUCAAACUCCUACCAAUUUAUGGGCAAAUCGCAACAGCGAUUUAUGAAUCAGGAUCUUUCUCCAGAUGCUUCUGUGAAAUCAAGAGACUCGGAUAAUACCUCUAGAUGGUCAGAGCCUUUCAACGCUGAUGCAAAUUCUUCAUCCACAUCUUCUCAUUGGAAGCGUGCACAUUCAUCAGUUCCUUCUAGUUCCAGAAAUUUUCAUAAGGUUCGGCAUAUGCAAUGGGUAUUUCAACUCGUUGAUGUUGCUGCUGGGCUGAUGGCCAAGAUGUACAGGCUUAAUCAGAAAUUGGAUUACCCAGAGCCUACAUUGUUCCAGUUUUCUGAUGCUUUCUGGAAAGCAGGUGUGAUUCCCAAUUGUCCAAAGCUUUGCAUGCAUAUUGCAAAAAAGUUCCCAGAGCAUCCUGGGAAAUUGCAGCUAGAAAAGGUUGAUAAACUUGCACUGGAUACUUUAUAUGAAAAUGUGGAGGUGUACUUGGAAAAUUUGGAACCAUGGCUUAUGUUACUUUUGGACUUGAUGACAUUUCGAGAGCAAGCAUUACGACUUAUUCUAGACCUUAGUAGUACUGUUAUUACUCUUCUGCCUCAUCAGAAUUCACUGAUUCUACAUGCAUUCAUGGACCUUUUCUGCGCAUUUGUGCGUGUAAAUUUAGUGUCUGACAAGGUACCCAGAAAAAUGAUCGUUCAGAUUUACAACUUGAUGCAUACUAUGCUAAGAAGUGGAAGGGACUAUGAAUUCUAUCAUCGUCUGGUACAGUUCAUUGAUUCUUAUGAUCCACCACUGAAAGGAUUGCACGAGGAUCUAAAUUUUGUGAGCCCUCGCAUUGGAGAGGUUUUGGAGGCAGUGGGGCCUAUUGUCUUUCUUGCUGCAGAUACCCAAAAAUUGAGAAAUGAGGGUUUCCUCAGCCCCUUCCAUCCUCGAUAUCCAGAUAUACUUACCAACUCUGCCCAUCCAAUGAGAGCUCAGGACUUGGUUAAUGUCAGUGCACACAGAGAGUGGGUACUUCUUGGGUAUCUGGUCUGUCCUAGUGAGCUACUACGAAUCACUGGUAUUGACAUUGCAAUGGCAGUAUUGAAGGAAAAUUUAGUGCUUUCUCUCUAUAGGGAUGAGAGUAUACUUUUGCAUGAGGAAUACCAACUUUAUGUCUUGCCCAAAAUAUUGGAAUCAAAGAAAGUGGCCAAAGCUGGGCGUUCAAAACAAAAGGAAGCAGAUGCUGAAUAUAAUCUUGCAAAACAGGUCGAGAAAAUGAUAUGUGAUGUGCAUGAUCAAGCAAUCAUUUGUGGGGAUUCUAUACAUAGAGAACGCAGGAUCCUCCUCAAACAAGAAAUUACAAGGAUGGUGCUUUUCUUUGGUGACCAACCUAGCCUACUUGCGCCCAAUAUCCAGAUGGUAUUUUCGGCUUUAGCUCUCGCUCGGUCUGAGGUUAUGUGGUACUUCCAACACAUUGGUGUUGUGUCAGUGAAAUCCAAAUCCACACGCACCAUAUCUGUAGAGAUAGAUGCAAGUGAUCCAACUAUUGGUUUUCUUCUGGAUGGAAUGGACAAACUUUGUUGCUUGAUUCGAAAAUAUGUAUCAGCUAUCAGGGGAUAUGCCCUGGCAUACUUAACAGCUGCAGCAGAGAGGAUGCGCUUUUUACUUGGAAGUCCAGGCAUGGUAGCUCUGGACAUUGAUGUGGAGUUGCGUGGCCUUUUACAACAAAUUCUUAGCUGUCUAGAGAAAUUGCCAAGGCCUCAGGGUGAAAAUGUUUCCACAGAAAUGGUUGACCUCUCUGAUUUCCGAAAAGACUGGUUGUCUGUAUUGAUGGUUGUCACAUCAUCUAGAUCACCAAUAAAUAUUAGACACUUGGAGAAGGCCACGAUUUCUACUGGCAAGGAAGGUUUAGUGUCAGAAGGAAAUGCAGCCUAUGUUUGGUCCAGGAGUGUUGAUGAAAUUGAAGAUCAGUUGUCUAAACAUGCUUGCCUGAAACAGCUAUACUACUAUCGCCAACAUCUUACUGUUGUUUUUCGAAACACCAUGUUUGGACCAGAGGGGCGGCCACAACACUGUUGCGCAUGGCUUGGCAUUGCUAGUAGUUUUCCAGAUAAUGCUACUGUUAGUGUGCCUGAAGAGGUUAUAAAAAUAGGCCGAGAUGCAGUUUCAUAUGUGGAGUCUCUUAUAGAAUCAAUUAUGGGUGGGUUGGAAGGACUCAUCAACAUUCUAGAUUCUGAAGGUGGUUUUGGUUCGUUAGAGUACAAGCUUCUGCCAGAGCAAGCAGCAAUACGCAUGAAUCAUGCCGCCAAAGUUGCUAUGCCAUCAGCAAAGUCAAUCAAAAGUAGUUUGGAUUUACCAUUUCCAGGGAAUGAGAGUGAGCCUGCAAGUAGAGAUACUAUUAAAAUGUUAGAAGCUGCAGUGCAAAGGUUGACAAGUCUUUGCUCAGCUUUGAACGAAAUGGAACCGAUAUGUGUGCUGAACCAUGUCUUUGUUCUAAGGGAGUAUUUAAGAGACUGUGUUUUAAGUAACUUCAGGAGACGGUUGAUUACAAUCUUAAAGAUUGAUAGAGACCUUCAGCGGCCUUCUGUUCUUGAGUCAUUAAUACGACGACAUAUGAAUAUUAUUCAUCUGGUUGAACAGCAUGUUAGUAUGGAUCUGACUCAGGGUCUGCGGGAAGUAUUAUUAAGCGAAUCAUUUUGUGGACCUGUGCAUGGAUUGCAUUCUUUUGAAAAGCCAGUACAAAAUACCGGAACAGUAAUUACAAUUAUUUGUGACUGGUAUCUGGAAAAUGUUGUUAAGGAUGCAAAUGGAGUUGGUAUAUUAUUUACACCUAUAGACAAGUGCUUCAAAAGUGCAAGACCAGUGGGUGGAUUCUUUGCUGAGUCAGUAACAGACAUUUCCGAACUCAAGGCUUUUGUUCGAUUAUUUGGUCUGUAUGGUGUUGAUAAACUUGAUGGUAUGAUCCAAGAACACUUAACUGCUCUUUUGAAUUGUAUUGAUAUUACAUUACGCACAAACAAGGAGCCUCUUGAAGCUCUCUCUGCAAAAAUGGACAAUGAGACAGAGAGGGAUUCCUGCUUGAAACAAAUUCAGGAGCUUGAGGAUCUCAUCAACUUUUCGAUUCAAGUAGGUCAGGCAUUGUGCUUUAGCUCCCUGUUAGCUGAAGCAGCUGGACAAGUACUUGAUGCAAAUGCUCCUCUGCUAUUCUCACUAUUGUCAAACUUCACAAAGCACAUACCAGUUUCUCUGCCUGAGAAAGAAGAUAUUAGGAAGAUGAAAACAUUAUCAAGCACUCUGGGUGUCUCUCUGGACCAUGAUAUUGCAUUAGUCCACUCCAUUCUCCUUGACAUGGGUGGUGCUGGUGAUGUUACAUGGAGCCUGUUGCCUUAUCUCUGUGCAGCAUACAUGACAUCCAACAUCUGGAGUACUUCUGCAUUUAGUAUUAGUACAGGAGGAUUUAACAAUAAUGUCCACUGUUUGGCAAGGUUCAUAAAUGCUGUUAUUGCUGCAAGUGAACUAGUAAGAGAAGAAAGAAAAGAGCUACAGAAACAGCUUCUUUCUCAACAGCAAUCAAAUGUUAAUAGCCUUGAACUUAACGAACUUGAAGCAGAAUUGCAGAACUUGGAAGGACUUAUGCCUGUUGAAGUAAAUAUAAAGAUGGCAAUGAAAGUGUUUCUCAAAUGUGCUUCAGAAAUCAUACUUGAAUCCUGGAAUGACAAUAACAGGUCCCCUCUAGUGGCAAAGUUAAUAUUCCUUGAUCAAUUAUGUGAGCUCUCAAAGUAUCUUCCCCGAAGCACACUGGAAGUUCAUGUACCCUAUGCCUUGUUGAGGUCCAUUUAUCAGCAGUACUAUGAGAAUUCCGUUCCCACACUAGUGCUGAUUAGCCCACCGCGGAGAAAUUCUCUAGGGGUAUCCUUAAGUCAUGCAUCUUCAAGGAAUUCACCAUUUUAUAGUGAUGUUUCUAUGGAAUCCAGUGAGGGAGGAACAUCCAGCACACUCAAGUUUCCAUCACAGAGAAAAUCACCUACUCUAGAUUUGGAAUACCCUACCACAAACGUCAAACAUGGUGGAGGCGGUGUUCGCCUUUCUGGGCCACUUGACUAUGGUGGCAUGCGAAAGGUUUCCAAUACAGAUAAUCAAAACUCUGUUGGCACAUCUGGACCUAGUCCUCUUCGACGGUUUUCAAUAUCCAGAUCGGGACCUGUAACAUACAAGUAAUAAUACAGUAUAAAGUAUAGAAAUAGAACUAAAAUUUGAGCAAGUAUAUAAUAGGAUUUCUGACAUGGAGAAGAAUAUUUGUCAAAUUUAUUAUGGAUAGUUUUUUUGUACAGCUGAAAGGUUCCAAGAUAGAUAAUAGAUAUUUUUAAGCUUGUACUUUCCAGAAAUUGUUGGUAUUUUGUUUACACAUACGAACAAUAAUCCUUCCUAAAACAUCAUCUUCUCAAGAAUUUUAAUUUGAAGUGCUUUU
This is a messenger RNA of Cryptomeria japonica (Japanese cedar), 4780 nucleotides long. Its product is annotated as probable protein NAP1. The record is from RefSeq and is a predicted model, not a curated record. Gene Ontology annotation, cellular component: SCAR complex. Lineage: Eukaryota; Viridiplantae; Streptophyta; Pinopsida; Cupressales; Cupressaceae. The transcript is spliced from 24 exons. The coding region runs from base 328 to 4530 and encodes 1400 amino acids. Gene Ontology annotation, biological process: cell migration; cell projection assembly; cell morphogenesis.